AUGACAACGUCCAAAGACGUGCACCUCUUCCUCCUCAUCCAUGGCCUCUGGGCGGCCCGCACCGAGCUCGAGGCCGCCUGGGCCGCUUCUCUCGGCGACGACAGCGCGGCUCAGACCCCGCCCGACAACGGGUCGCCCCUCAUCACCCCUGCACACUCGCCCGACGCAGAGCCUACCAACCCCUUCACCCACACCCACAGCUUUAUGCCACAGGCUCCCGCCAGUGCUGGCGAAGAACUGGUGGUCGUCGUUGCCGAGGGCAUGACUUCGCAGCUCACGUAUGAUGGAAUCGACGUGUGCGCCAGCCGUGUCGCGUGGGAGGUCGACCAGCACGUUGCACGCCUCGAGGCCGACGGCCGCCGUGUGGCUAAAUUCAGUGUCAUGGGAUAUUCCCUUGGAGGACUCGUCGCGCGUUACCUCGUCGGCCUUCUCAACGCCCGCUCGCCGUCCUUCUUUAACAAGCACGCCCCCGUGUCAUUCACGACGAUCGCGACGCCGCACCUUGGCAUCCCGCGUUACAACACCUUCCUCUCCGUGUGUGUCACGUUCCUUGGAAGCAAGCUCCUCUCCCGCUCCGGAAACCAGAUCCAUGUGGUCGACAAGUAUAGCAAGGAGGACCCGCGUCCCGUCCUCGAGAUCAUGGCCGACCCCAAGCAGGUCUUCCACAAGGGCCUCGCCAAGUUUGACGGCGUUCACAUCUACGCCAGUGUGGUCAACGAUGCUACUGUUCCGUACCCCUCGGCCGCCAUCGAGACGUCCGAUCACUUUGCGCAGUGGGCCGAGCGCGGCCUCAAGGUCGCUGCGGAUGAGGCCGGUAUCGUUAGCGACUGGUACUACCCUGUCUCGGACAAGAAGCUCAAGAAGAAGUGGGCACACAAGAUGGGAACGCUCCCGCCUACCCUCCGUUUCCGCUGGCCUCUGAACUAUAUCAUUCUCGCCCUUUUCCCCCUCCUUGUCCCUCUCCUGUUCAUCCUCAUUGUUCUGCGUUUCUCGCUCGACACCACCCGCUCCCGUCUUCGUCUCCAAGGCCUCGCGCGCACGGGUACCCCUCACAACGCAGAGCACAAGCUCGGCGCGGACAUUGUCUCGCCCAUCCCCUCGCCCAACGGCAUGGGCAUCGAUGCCCUCCGCAACGCCAUCCGCGCGGUGGAGCGUAACCUCGAGCAGGACCUGAUCCAGGCUGCCGAGUACGAUUUCGGCCUGGGCGACACCUCUUCGGCCGCCAUCAAGACAAUCUACAAGCCCGGCAAGCACCAGUACGCCAUGUCCUCGUCCGAGGACAGCAGCUAUGAGGACGACGACGCGGACACGGCCCCGCUCCUGCCCCUCCAGCCUACGGUGCUUGCGCGCCUCACCGACCCCCAGCUCCGCAUGGCAUACUACCUCAACCAGCUCCAGCCCAUCAAGCACCUGGCCUGGUUCCCGGACGUGGCCAACUCGCACGCCGUGAUCAUCGUGCGCGACCCGGGCCGUUUCCCCGUCCACGAGCGCGGACGCGGCGUCCUCAAGCACUGGGCUAGAGUGGUCACGCACGCCGCUGUCCAGGCGCAGGGAACCACCCACUAG
This is a messenger RNA of Apiotrichum porosum, 1566 nucleotides long. RefSeq lists its product as uncharacterized. Lineage: Eukaryota; Fungi; Basidiomycota; Tremellomycetes; Trichosporonales; Trichosporonaceae. The record is from RefSeq and is a predicted model, not a curated record. The transcript is spliced from 8 exons. The coding region runs from base 1 to 1566 and encodes 521 amino acids.